AUGAAGACGAUAGUAGUAGUGCUGUGCGUGGUUGCUGCGGUGGUCGCCAAGCCCUCGAUAGUGAGGACUAAGGAGGAAAUAGAAGCUUUCAGAAACUUCUUGGAAAGCACAAAAACUAGCGAUGGACAACAAUUCAACGCUCGUACCAAAAUGUUCCCUAAUGCGAAUCCCGAGGAGAACAGCGGGAAAUAUCAAGGAGAUAUCAUCCUAGAUGAUUAUAUGAUUGAAACAAUGUUGAGAGAAUAUGCCGCAGGUCGCAACGCGUUCAUCCUACCCAACACUAAGUGGCCCAACAACACAGUAGUAUGGGAAUUCGGAGAAGAUGAAUUCGGACCCUUGCAGCAAGAAGCUAUUUUGGAUGCUAUUGCUCACAUCGAGAACAUGACUUGUGUCAAGUUUCGUUACCGUGAACCUGAAGAUAUUGCCUACGUAAGACUUACGGGUAUGCCUGCUGGUUGCUAUGCUCAUGUGGGCUACUCAGAGACUCGUCCAGUACGCACCAUGAACCUUGCACGUAAUUACCCAGGCGUGGGAUGUUUCCGCCACGCUACUAUCGUCCACGAAUGGAUGCACAUCCUGGGCUUUUUACACAUGCACUCUACAUACAAUCGCGAUGACUACGUCAAAAUCGUUGAAGAAAAUGUUAUGAGCGGAACUGAACAUAAUUUUGAUAUCUUUGGUCCUGAAUUAGUCAGCAACCAUGGUGUUGAAUACGAUUAUGUAAGUUGUUUGCACUACGGCCCCUAUGCAUUCACUUCUAACGGCGAACCUACAAUUAUUGCACUAAAAGAACACGAAGGGCAAAUGGGUCAGCGAGAGUUCAUAACAGAUAAGGACUGGCUAAGAAUCAACAGGCAUUAUGACUGCCCCGGUGCAUGGGAU
This is a messenger RNA of Brenthis ino (lesser marbled fritillary), 882 nucleotides long. Lineage: Eukaryota; Metazoa; Arthropoda; Insecta; Lepidoptera; Nymphalidae. The record is from the annotation of a GenBank genome assembly.